AUGGAGUUUAUGAAGCAUCUGGAAGUCAUCAACGAGACCAACUUUCCAAUGAUACCCAUAGAUAAGCACCUGACCGCCUCACUGCGCAUCCGGCAGCUAGCGUGCCUUAUUGGCUCCAUGCAGCAGGUGAACCAAAAGAUGGGUGGAAUAGACCUGAGUCUCAAUGAGAUGACCAAUAGCCUGGCGAUUGAGAAAUAUGAGAUGGAGAAGAAUAUUUUAAAAGAGAAAAGUCGCAGCAGCCCAGCAGACAGAGCAGUGGUCUUUAAGUGUUUCUGUUCAGAUAGAGAAUUAGAGAAGUUUCUCUCUUCUCGUUCUCCCAAAGCCAUAUGGCUGGAUAGCUUCUGGUGGAUAUUUCAUGAGAGGUACCAGCCGAACAAGGAAAUCCAGCAUAAGCUGUUUGACCGAAUAGCCCAACAUUAUGCCGUCAUUUUGUUCCAUUUACCCAGGUCCCACUAUGAAGAGGCGCUUUUAAAAAAAUUCCCAUCACUUCUGAGCAAAGGUGUGUACACCAGCUUCUGCUGCUGCUUCCCACAGUCCUGGUUCAACACGCAUGAAUUUAAGACGGAGAUCUGCAACACCAUGAACCUGUGGAUAACAGGGACAUAUCCUCGUAUACAGUGCUAUAAGGACUGGGACUAUUCAGAAUUGGAUCCAGAGAGAUUCCGGAGAGAGGAAUUACUGAAUCACAGAAAACGGCAGGCAAAAGGAAGAGAAUUUUCUCUCUUCAAUUUAAAGAAAACCUCUCUCAAGUCAGGCCAGAAAAAAAACAUCCACGCUCAGUCUUGUAGUGCAUAUUUGAUCAAUGAUAAACUCCCUCCUGGCAAGUUGAGUACAGAAGAAAGCUGGCAAUUGCAGGGUGCUGCCAAAGGAUAUCCUCGUCGUCAGACCCUAGUCUGGAGGAAAGCCACACGACAAGUCAAGAGAAUAUCAGAAGCCAGAGAAUAUGCAAAUAUGUUUAAAGAGUCCUGCACUGCCUGCAAAAAUCCUGAGCUGACCCCCAGCCUUUUCAACCUCUAUGGAAAGAGCCCGCUGAUCAUGUACUAUCUUCUUAACCAUGCUACCCUGUGCCAUAAAGGCCAGGAUAUGCUGGUAACCCGGCAUGAAUGGACCAAAGCCCUCCCUGACUCUGUCCCAACUUAUGCUCAUAUCAUCAACCUGUCCCUGUACAACAUGAAGAGGAGAAAGGAAAAACUCAGACAGCUCAACCGCCUGCACUGGCAGGAAUGGAAUUAUUUUGAUAGUUACUUACAGGAACUGCAAGACAACAUCUUGAGGCAGAUGAAGAAUAUUGAUAAAUUAGAAGCAGAAAAAAGGAAGACCAACUACAUGUUCAUCCCGCCCUAUCCCCGGUUGGAAAUCAGGAAAUUGAAAGGAAACCUGAAAAAAAUGGAGGCUCUUUCAAGAGGGGUGGAGAAAGACAAGAAACAGAAAGUCCUGUCCAAGAAGGACCCCUCCAUCUUCAGCCUCUCCUCCUCCACCUCACACGGAUGA
Molecule: messenger RNA, 1491 nt
Organism: Dipodomys ordii (Ord's kangaroo rat)
Lineage: Eukaryota; Metazoa; Chordata; Mammalia; Rodentia; Heteromyidae
Gene: Fam227a
Product: family with sequence similarity 227, member A
Exons: 15
Coding region: 1-1491 (496 amino acids)
Source: RefSeq, a predicted model, not a curated record